AGGAGCAGGAAGAGGAGAAAGUGGUGGAGGGCCGGACUCGACGUCUCCGCGGGGACCUGCGAGCUGCUGGACUGAUGCGGGAGCGUGGACUGUGGCUGAACCGGGAGAAGCGAAUCGUUGGGGCGAUCCCUGGGAUUUUGGUGGGGGAUUUGUUCCUUUUCAGGAUGGAGUUGUGUGUGCUUGGGUUGCACGGUCAGAUACAGGCUGGCAUUGAUUAUCUUCCUGCAAGUAUGAGCUCCAGUGGGGAGCCUAUAGCCACCAGUGUGAUUGUUUCUGGGGGUUACGAGGAUGAUUCUGAUAAGGGUGAGCAUAUAUUCUACACUGGUCAUGGAGGGCAGGGGAAGAAUUCGUCUAAGCAGGUUGCUGAUCAGAAGUUGGAGUCAGGGAACCUUGCAUUGGAAAGGAGUAUGCAUUACGGUGUGGAGGUGAGGGUUAUUCGUGGGAUGAGGUAUGAGGGGAGUGCUUCUGCUUCUGGUAAGGUGUAUGUGUAUGAUGGAGUGUAUAAGAUUACUCAGUGCUUGUUUGAUAAGGGGAGGUCUGGUUUUGGGGUUUACAAGUUUAGGCUUUCCAGGGUUGAGGGGCAGGCUAAGAUGGGAAGUGCUAUUUUGAAGGAAGCUAGGAGUAUUAGGAGGAAUGAAAUGGAAUCGAAUACUGUUCGUUGUCUUUCUGCUGAUAUGUCCAACAAGAAGGAGAAUGUUCCUGUUCGACUUUUUAACGACAUAGAUGAUGAUCGAGAUCCUCUUAACUAUGAGUAUCUUGCCAGGACAAGUUUUCCACAGUUUGUGUUUCAUCAGAGUGGGAAUGUUACUGGUUGUGACUGUGUGAAUGGUUGUGGUGAUGGAUGCUUUUGUGCUAUGAAAAAUGGGGGUGAUUUUCCUUACACUCUGCAGGGACAUCUUGUGAAAGGGAAGCCUUUGAUUUUUGAAUGUGGCCCUUUUUGUUCUUGUCCUUCUCAGUGUCGUAAUCGUGUUUCGCAGAAGGGACUGAAAUAUAGAUUGGAAGUGUUUAGGUCCCUGCAGACAUCUUGGGGUGUUAGGUCUCUGGACCUUAUUCAAGCCGGUACUUUUAUAUGCGAGUUUUCUGGGGUUGUUUUGACUAGGGAGCAGGCGCAACUCUUUGCAAUGAAUGGUGACUCUUCGAUAUAUCCCAAUAGGUUUUCAGAAAGAUGGGCGGAAUGGGAUUUGUCUCAAGUAGAUCCAAAAUAUGUGCGUCCAUCAUAUCCAUCUAUUCCUCCUUUAGAUUUUUCUCUGGAUGUGUCGACUAUGAGGAAUGUUGCUUGUUAUAUGAGCCAUAGUUCAUCUCCAAAUGUUUUGGUUCAGUUUGUUCUGUAUGAUCACAACAAUUUGAUGUUCCCACACCUUAUGCUAUUUGCAAUGGAGAAUAUCCCUCCCAUGAGAGAGCUCAGCCUUGAUUACGGCGUAGCUGAUGAGUGGACAGGGAAGCUCUCUAUAUGUAACUGAAUAGUUCUAAAAGGUUAACGCACUUCUAAUAUGUUGAAGCCAAUUUUUGCGCAUGGUUAACUGAGGCUCUCAUUCCUGACAACAUUGGUUUUGCAGACUUAACCAUGGUUUUCCUAAGGUUUCAACUUCACCAAAUUUUGUGGAACUGUGAAAGUGCUUGCUAUGUGAACAUUUUGUCAAGGUAUUGAAGAUAAUGUAAUAGCUGUUGAAUUUCAUGGUUUUUUCUAACUUCUUUUUUGGCUAGUGCAUAGCAUAUGAUGUGUGGUGAUGAAGAUCAAGUAUUGGAGCUCGGGAAGUUCUUAAUCUUGAAUACUUGUGUAAUUAUUCUGUAAUUUUCUGAUGUUGGGCCCUUUGGCAAGGCAUUUGCUCACCACCUUCUUCUAAGCAAGUAGCUCGGAUUUAUUGAAUUUUCUGUUGUCAUUGUAUAUAAUGUAAGUCAAAAGCUUGUACAGGGAUAUGUUAGUGAUGGAUAGAACGCAGCAUUUUAAUGGUCUGUAAGAAAAUGAGUAGAUAUGUGAUUAACUAGAGCUCAUGCUAUCGUGAUCUAUCAAAGUCUGAAAUACUCACCUAACAUCAGUUUUUGUUCA
Vigna angularis (adzuki bean) is the source of this 2047-nucleotide messenger RNA. Its product is annotated as histone-lysine N-methyltransferase family member SUVH9-like. The record is from RefSeq and is a predicted model, not a curated record. NCBI's taxonomy places the organism in Eukaryota, Viridiplantae, Streptophyta, Magnoliopsida, Fabales, Fabaceae. Gene Ontology annotation, molecular function: protein binding; zinc ion binding; histone methyltransferase activity. Gene Ontology annotation, cellular component: nucleus.